AUGUAUCAGAUUGGGAAUAUCUAUGGUAUCACGGCUAUUGCCGUUAUUGGUGGUGGGUUGUUUGGGUUUGAUAUUAGCUCUAUGAGCGCUAUUUUACCGACUCAACAAUACCGAUGUUACUUUAAUCAGGGACCGUUGGGUCCGCCUUUUACAGGGCCUGAGGAUGCGUGCUCUGGACCUAAGGCUGAUGUGCAGGGUGGUAUCACCGCUGCUAUGCCCGGUGGAUCCUUCGUCGGUGCUCUCGUAUCUGGAUACCUGACUGAUAAGCUGGGUCGUCGUCGCGCGAUCCAGAUCGGCUGCCUCAUCUGGAUCAUCGGAUCCAUAAUUUCUUGUGCAGCCCAGAACAUCGGCAUGCUCAUUGUCGGUCGCUUUAUUAACGGUCUCUCUGUCGGUAUCUGCUCUGCUCAAGUCCCUGUCUACAUAUCUGAACUAGCGCCUCCGUCCCGCCGUGGUCGCGUUGUCGGAAGUCAACAGGCCUUCCGUAUCCCAUGGGCCCUGCAGAUGAUCCCAGCCAUUAUCCUUGGUUUCGGCCUUGUAUUUCUCCCCGAAUCCCCCCGAUGGCUUGCGCGCCAUGACCGCUGGGAAGAGACUCAAGCUGUUCUUGUGCUGGUUCAUGGAAAGGGUGAUCCCAACAGCCCGUUUGUCAAGCUCGAAAUGGAUGAGAUCCGCCAGGCGAUUGAGUUCGAACGCCAGAACGCCGAUGUCACUUUUAUGGAGCUAUUCAAGCCCAAUAUGAUCAACCGUCUUCAUAUUGGUGUCUUUACCCAGAUCUGGUCCCAACUCACUGGAAUGAAUGUCAUGAUGUACUACAUUACUUAUUUGUUCGGUAUGGCCGGGCUCAGCGGAAAUGUUAACCUCGUUGCGAGCUCCAUUCAAUAUGUCAUCAACGUAAUCAUGACUGUACCGGCCCUCCUCUUCAUGGACCGUUGGGGACGCCGCCCCAUGUUCGUCAUAGGCGCCACCCUCAUGAUGACCUGGAUGUUCGCUAAUGCCGGUCUCAUGGCUUCUUACGGCAAGCCUGCACCCCCCGGUGGUCUCAAUAACAUUGCCGAGCAAUCGUGGGAAAUUGGCGGCGCCCCUUCGAAGGCCGUAAUUGCCUGCACCUACCUCUUCGUAGCUUCCUACGCACCCACCUGGGGACCAGCAUCAUGGGUCUACCCCCCUGAGAUCUUCCCGCUCCGUAUCCGCGGCAAAGCCGUUGCGCUGUCGACCUCCGCAAACUGGAUCUUCAACUUUGCCCUAUCCUACUUCGUUCCCCCAGCCUUCGUCAACAUCCAGUGGAAGGUGUAUCUCAUCUUUGGCUGCUUCUGCGCUGCAAUGGCUAUCCAUACGUUUUUGCUUUUCCCAGAGACUGCUGGAAAAACGCUUGAAGAUGUGGAGGAGAUGUUUAUGACGAGGAUCCCUGCGUAUAGGACGAGGGUUGAAUACAGCUCUACGAGGAAUGCCGAGAGGGGACGGUUUGGAGAGAAGGGAGCUGGGCUGGAGCAGAGUCCGGAGAGGAUGGAGAAUGCUGAGGUGAAGGUUUAA
This is a messenger RNA of Bipolaris victoriae FI3, 1527 nucleotides long. RefSeq lists its product as hypothetical. The record is from RefSeq and is a predicted model, not a curated record. Gene Ontology annotation, biological process: transmembrane transport; carbohydrate transport. The coding region runs from base 1 to 1527 and encodes 508 amino acids. NCBI's taxonomy places the organism in Eukaryota, Fungi, Ascomycota, Dothideomycetes, Pleosporales, Pleosporaceae. The transcript is spliced from 5 exons. Gene Ontology annotation, molecular function: carbohydrate:proton symporter activity. Gene Ontology annotation, cellular component: membrane.